Molecule: messenger RNA, 980 nt
Organism: Nothoprocta perdicaria
Lineage: Eukaryota; Metazoa; Chordata; Aves; Tinamiformes; Tinamidae
Gene: MARCHF11
Product: membrane associated ring-CH-type finger 11
Exons: 5
Coding region: 1-861 (286 amino acids)
Biological process (GO): protein ubiquitination
Molecular function (GO): ubiquitin-protein transferase activity; zinc ion binding
Source: RefSeq, a predicted model, not a curated record
AUGGCGCUCGGUGCAAGGGUAGAAAGCGUUUGCUGUUCAGACAUCUGCCACUGUGGAGCAGCGCCGGGUCGGGCGGCGGCCGGCGGGCAGCCCGAGACGCGCUCCGUGUGCAGCAGCGAGAGCGGCAGCGGCAGCAACCCCGGCGGCGCCGGCCCCAUCUGCAAAAUCUGCUUCCAGGGCCGCGAGCAGGGUGAAUUGUUAAAUCCUUGCCGCUGUGAUGGGUCGGUACGGUACACACAUCAGCUUUGCCUGUUAAAGUGGAUAAGUGAAAGAGGGUCAUGGACCUGUGAACUCUGCUGUUACAGAUACCAUGUUAUAGCAAUUAAAAUGAAAAAGCCUUGCCAGUGGCAAAGCAUUACUAUAACACUGGUUGAGAAAGUGCAGAUGGUUGCUGUAAUCCUAGGAUCUCUGUUCUUAGUAGCAAGUGUGACUUGGCUUCUAUGGUCAGCCUUCAGCCCUUAUGCAGUAUGGCAAAGAAAGGACAUCCUUUUUCAAAUCUGCUAUGGAAUGUAUGGUUUUAUGGAUCUAGUGUGCAUAGGACUGAUAAUACACGAAGGUGCGUCUGUUUAUCGAGUGUUUAAGCGCUGGAGGGCUGUCAAUCUACACUGGGAUGUGUUAAACUAUGACAAAGCCACAGACAUAGAGGAGAGCAAUCGAGGGGAGUCCUCCGCAGGAAGGACACUGUGGUUACCGCUGACUGCCUUUAGAAACAGAAGUUUAGUUCAUCCAACACAGCUGACCUCACCACGAUUCCAGUGUGGCUACGUGUUGUUACAUCUGUUCAACCGCAUGAGACCUCAGGAAGACGCAUCAGAGGACAACAGCUCUGGGGAAGUGGUGAUGAGAGUAACCUCAGUGUAAAGCGUGUGCCCAGCUACGCACCUAAGGAUCAUAUGCCCUGGUGUUUAAGGACGUUGGAAUGUAGUUACAAUGAAUGGUGAAACCAUUAACACUUGAAUAUAUAUAUAUAAAUAUAUAUA